Stegastes partitus (bicolor damselfish) is the source of this 2130-nucleotide messenger RNA. RefSeq names its product alanine--glyoxylate aminotransferase 2, mitochondrial-like. Gene Ontology annotation, cellular component: mitochondrion. Bases 82 to 1629 code for a protein of 515 amino acids. The record is from RefSeq and is a predicted model, not a curated record. Gene Ontology annotation, biological process: glyoxylate catabolic process. Gene Ontology annotation, molecular function: pyridoxal phosphate binding; L-alanine:glyoxylate transaminase activity. Lineage: Eukaryota; Metazoa; Chordata; Actinopteri; Pomacentridae. The transcript is spliced from 14 exons.
UCGACAGAGAAACCAGUUUGUCUUCUUGUGCUAAGCGGUAACAGAAGCGGAGUAUCUGAGUGUCCUCUGUAGCUGCUCGACAUGUUUAAAGUCGUUUCCUGUCUCAGUGGCCGGUCAGUUUUAACAGGACAGUCCUGCUCACCGCCCAGUUUGGCCAAACUCCACUUGGCAAGUGGUGCAUUAUGUCAGAAAUCAGCCUUCAAAAGCCCUCCCACAGACCUGCCAGAGAUGCCCCCAUGCAAUUUCAGUCCAGAGGAAUACAAGGGCAUGUCAAAAGAGCGGAUGAUGGAGAUCCGCAGACAGAACUGUAACCCCAUGACCAUGAAAGUUACAUAUUAUAAGAAACCAGUGUUUGUCCACCAGGGACACAUGCAGUGGCUGUGGGAUGUGGAUGGGAGGCGAUAUCUGGAUCUGUUUGCUGGUGUGGCCACUGUCAGUGUGGGCCACUGCCACCCGAAAGUAACAGCAGCUGCUGAGCAGCAGCUGAAAAAAUUGUGGCAUACUACUAACAUCUAUGUCUAUCCUGCUCUCCAUGAGUAUUGUGAGAAACUAGCUUCCUACUUCCCAGAUCCUCUUAAGGUGAUAUAUCUGACCAACAGCGGCUCAGAGGCCAAUGACCUGGCAAUGCUGAUGGCUCGGCUCUACACAGGAAACUUUGAUAUCAUCACUUUAAGGGGAUCCUACCACGGUGGCAGCCCACAGACCAUGGGUCUUACUUCCAACGCAGCCUAUAAAUACCCCAUUGCCAACGGUUUAGGCUGCACAAAUACCAUGUGUCCUGACGUGUUCAGGGGUCCAUGGGGAGGAAGCCACUGCAGGGACUCUCCUGUGCAGACCGUCAGACAGUGUAGCUGUGCCCAAGGUCACUGCAUGGCAAAUGAACAUUAUAUUGGACAGCUCAAAGAAACAUUGGCCACAAGUGUCCCAAGCAGAAUCGCUGCUUUCUUUGGAGAGCCUAUUCAGGGAGUUGGAGGAGCUGUGCAGUACCCUAAAAACUACCUGAAGGAAGCCUACAAACUUGUAAGAGAGAGAGGAGGAGUCUGCAUUGCUGAUGAGGUUCAGACUGGAUUUGGGCGAACUGGGACCCACUUCUGGGGUUACCAAGGCCAUGACGUCAUUCCUGAUAUGGUUACGAUGGCGAAGGGCAUCGGCAAUGGAUUCCCAAUGGGAGCUGUGGUCACAACACCAGAAAUUGCAGCCUCGUUCGGCAAGGGGGUUCACUUCAACACCUUCGGAGGAAAUCCUGUGGCUUGUGCCGUUGCUUCAUCGGUGCUUGACACUAUCAGAGAGGAUGGCACACAGAAGAUCAGUCUGGAUGUGGGCACCUAUCUGAUGACAGAGCUGGCAAAGCUCAGAGACAAGUAUGAGAUCAUCGGCGACGUCCGUGGAAAAGGCCUGCAGAUCGGAGUGGAAAUGGUCAAAGACAAGGACAGCAGAGAUCCGCUGCCUCCCGAGGCGAUGGCAGAGAUCUUUGAGGAUGUCAAGGACAUGGGAGUCCUGAUAGGGAAAGGAGGAGUCUACGGACAGAUCUUCCGCAUCAAACCUCCCAUGUGCAUCACGAUGGAAGACGCAGAUUUCUUCUUGGCAGUUUUUAACAAGUCCAUCCACAACUACAUGGAAAAAAGAUGAAAGCCAGAUACUGGUCAGAUGAAUUUCUCCGUGCCAAGGUCCAAACAUGCUCAGCAGUGAUAUGCAUUUUUUGUACAUCUUUUAAAAUGUGAAAAUGUCAGAAUUAAUCAUUAUGACCUUCUCAGGAAGACUACUUCUGUUAUUGCCUUUGCAUAGGCAUCAUGAAAAUGAAUGUUUUUAAAAGUAUUAUGAACUAUGUUGUAAUUACAAAGACUUAACAGACAUGUAACACACUUCACUACUUAAAUGAAAGGACAUUUUCAAUAGUGCCAUUCUAAAAACUGACUUUACUUUUGGACCUACUGAAUGUGGAUUUCACAAGCUAACAAAAGACAGCUUUCUUGAAACAAUGGGACAAUAUUCAGUUGUAUUAGUAACAAACAUCCACAUGCAAGAACCAGGACUGUUCACUAAAGUGUGCUUACUGUAAUAUGAAAUAGAAAAUUGUUGCACUCAAAAAACUUGCAUACUGCAGGACUUUUAAUAAAACUUAAAGAGAUA